Propithecus coquereli (Coquerel's sifaka) is the source of this 1263-nucleotide messenger RNA. It is a transcript of the gene TBC1D14, whose product is annotated as TBC1 domain family, member 14. NCBI's taxonomy places the organism in Eukaryota, Metazoa, Chordata, Mammalia, Primates, Indriidae. The annotation marks the transcript as partial. The transcript is spliced from 8 exons. The record is from RefSeq and is a predicted model, not a curated record.
GUGGUGCUCUAGAAAAGUUCGAGAUUUGUGGUGGCAGGGAAUCCCUCCAAGUGUGAGAGGCAAAGUCUGGAGCUUAGCCAUUGGCAACGAGUUAAAUAUCACCCACGAGCUCUUUGACAUCUGUCUUGCCCGAGCCAAGGAGAGGUGGCGGUCCCUUAGCACAGGAGGUUCUGAAGUGGAGAGUGAAGAUGCUGGGUUGUCAGCAGCAGACAGAGAAGCUAGUCUGGAACUUAUUAAACUGGACAUUUCUAGAACGUUUCCUAAUCUCUGCAUUUUCCAGCAAGGUGGUCCGUAUCAUGACAUGUUGCACAGUAUUUUGGGCGCUUAUACUUGUUACCGACCGGAUGUGGGUUAUGUUCAGGGCAUGUCAUUUAUAGCAGCAGUAUUGAUCUUGAACUUAGAUACUGCAGAUGCCUUUAUUGCUUUUUCUAAUCUUUUGAAUAAACCCUGUCAAAUGGCAUUUUUCCGAGUGGAUCAUGGCCUUAUGUUGACUUAUUUUGCUGCAUUCGAGGUAUUCUUUGAAGAAAAUUUGCCAAAAUUAUUUGCUCAUUUCAAGAAGAACAACUUAACUCCAGACAUCUACCUAAUUGAUUGGAUCUUUACCUUAUAUAGUAAAUCUCUGCCCCUGGAUCUGGCCUGCCGUAUCUGGGAUGUGUUCUGUCGAGAUGGGGAAGAGUUCCUGUUCCGCACGGCCCUGGGCAUCCUGAAGCUGUUUGAGGACAUCCUGACCAAGAUGGACUUCAUCCACAUGGCCCAGUUCCUGACCAGGCUGCCUGAGGACUUGCCUGCAGAAGAACUGUUUGCUUCCAUUGCCACAAUUCAGAUGCAGAGUCGGAACAAGAAGUGGGCUCAGGUACUGACUGCUUUGCAGAAAGACAGCCGAGAAAUGGAGAAAGGGAGCCCAUCCCUCAGACACUGAGGCUGCAGAUGUGACUCGCACUCAGCACUGAAGCAGCGCUCCAGCGGCACCUGUGUUGGUUCAGACUGACACCCUGGCAGCUGAGAAGAACGGGGCCUCUUUUCAUGUUUGAUUCGUAACACUGGAAACACUGGAGUUGGCCUUAAAACAAACAAACAAGCAGAAAAAACUUCUAAAGAAUUAAACCAAGGCUUAGCCUUAAGAAGCUCAGUGGAACGAAGCCCUGGUGUUGGCCACGGCCAAGCACUGCGUUUUCUGCAUGGUUUAAAUAUAGGGCAGUGGCUAACUUCCUCCCUUCCUUUAUUUCAGCAAAAGUUGAUUAAAUUGUAAUGCUUUUAUGUCAA